Hyaloscypha bicolor E is the source of this 3073-nucleotide messenger RNA. RefSeq lists its product as uncharacterized. NCBI's taxonomy places the organism in Eukaryota, Fungi, Ascomycota, Leotiomycetes, Helotiales, Hyaloscyphaceae. The record is from RefSeq and is a predicted model, not a curated record. The transcript has 11 exons. Bases 45 to 2825 code for a protein of 926 amino acids. Gene Ontology annotation, molecular function: ATP-dependent chromatin remodeler activity; ATP binding.
GAUCAGUCCAGCUAUGCAUCAUUCUCUUUCUACAGUUCACACCGAUGACAUCCCUCAAACGGACGAGUGGCCUUGAGACCUUUACAGAAAGUCCCCUGAAGAAAUCGAGAGAGUCUCUCAAUACAGUGGAGCCGAUCAUAGAUUUGGAAGGCCCUGACGACUUCGAAAAAGCUGCCAAGAGAUGGCGAAGGUCGGACGGGCUUUGGUCGAGGUCUCCAAAUAGCCCAGGUCAGAGCGACCAAGAAGAUGAUUCAGGUACGCAAGACCUGUCGAAUCGAUUGGCGCCGCUUUCGUUUCCUACUACGUCUGUUUGCUUUGGAAUGAUCCACAAUGCCAAUACAAAAAUUAUGGACACUGAUGGCCCACCAAUCAGCCAUCUUGAUGGCGUCCCAUCCUUCUCAAUCUUCGAUGAGCUCAACAUGUCGUUCAAAGGUCAAGCAGUCUUCGUUGGGUUCUCCUCCGAACAAGAUACUGCGGUUAUGAACGAGGAGACCAGCCGAGUCCUUCGAGAUCUCUCCAGCUUUGAUUCAUGCCGCUUUCAAGUGUUCCUACGAGGAGGUUCGCGGAACUUGUCGCGUAAAACCCUCAAGGAUGCAGACAAAGACAGAUUUAUGCCUGUAGACAUCGUCAUAUACGGGUCUCCUGAGAUUCGAAAGAGUGUUGGUUGUCUGCUUUCAUCUGCUCGAAUUUAUUUACAACACCCGUGCCAUCAAGACCCCAAGACCGAGUACGACAAUCCCCAUUUUCUGAAUUUGACUGACUUCUCCACCACAUCCACUCUUUCCCGUCCAAUCUCUGAAGCCCACACCCCCCUGGAAAUUUCUGAGACUCCAAUCGUCUCUUCUGGCGAGUCCAGCGGAGAUAUGAGAAUGGCAGAGACUCUUCAGGCCCAGCUUGCCAAAGUCUUCGGCUCAUUGACCAGAUAUAAGACAUUGAAACGCUUGGCGGCUGAUAUCAAGAUAACCACACCUUUAUUGCCGCACCAAGAAGAAGCUCUGGAUUUCAUGGCUCAACGAGAGCUGGGGCCAAUUCUGACAGAUUUCUCUCUUUGGUCAAAGCACGAAAGAGGAAGCGAUACUUGUUAUGAGCAUGUCAUAACGGGAGUAAGGACUGCUGAGCCUCCAAUUGAGACGUUGGGCGGGAUAUUGGCAGAUGAUAUGGGACUUGGCAAAACAUUGACCGUCCUCUCUACAAUCCUACGCACUGCUAAGAUGAGCAAGUCUUACGCGGAAGAAAACAAUGAAACUAUAGCAGCGUCAAAAUACGACCGGAGUGAUACACAUAAGAUCUUCUCAAGGGCGACUCUCGUCAUCGUACCUUCAUCGCUCCUGAUCAAUGGGUGGAUAGAAGAGAUAUACGCACACUGCAACGGGUCCUUGAAUAUUCACGUAUACCAUGGGCGGAGUCGGGAAAUCGAUCCUAAAUCUCUUGCCGACUGGGAUCUGGUUCUUACCACGUAUCAUACUGUUGCUACUGUAGCAAUUCAGUCACCGGCAGCACUGAACGAGAUCACGUGGUUUCGAAUUGUGCUUGAUGAAGCACAUAUAAUUCGCCGCAUGACUACCAAGCUCUGCCAAGCAGUGUCCAGGUUAUCUUCGAAGUUCCGCUGGUGCCUCACCGGGACCCCUAUCCAGAAUAGCCUCGAGGAUCUAGCAUCGCUUGUUGCCUUUAUUCAAAUUUCGCCUCUGCACACACUUGCUGAAUUCAGGAAGCACAUUACCACACCCUUAUUGAAAGGGAGGGACCAAGGCUCGAAUAGUCUUCGCAUUCUUUUGGACUCCAUUUGUUUACGAAGGACGAAAAAGCUGUUAAAUCUCCCCGACAGUUUUGAUGAAGAUCGACGGAUAGAUUUCACUUCACUUGAAAUGAAAUUCUACAAAGAAACCCAGGCCGAAAUGAUUGCUACAGUCAAGCAGCAUGAUAGCCGAGCACGAAACUCCAAGGACUACUUCGGCAUGUUUCAGCUCCAAUUGCAACUACGCCGUCUCUGCAAUCACGGUACUUUUCAGAAAGCCCUCUCCAAAUCCCCAGCCGAAGAUUUUCAGUUUGAUCCUGAGCAAGCGUUUGAGUUUCUUCAAGAGAAAGGUUUGGCAAAAUGCACCCACUGCAAUGUUGUGGUUGGAGGAAUCAAAAGAAUCGAAGACAAAUGCAGCGGCAGCUUUACCGUAUGUGGACAUCUAUUCUGUUCGGAAUGUGUUCCUAAAUACAAGGCUGCCCUUCGAAGUAUUGCUAGCUCUAGUCGCCAAUGCUCGCUUUGCUUGCGGAAAGUCCCCGAGAACUGCAUUGCAGAGUGUGAUCUUGAUACGGAGGGCAUUCGAACCAUUCUUUCCCCGACAUUGUUCCCCUUUGAUGGGAGUAGCAUUUCUUCAAAGGUUACAACACUCAUCAACGAUCUCAAGGCCAAUGACACUGAAGGCAAGAGCAUUAUCUUUUCAUGUUGGACGCGGUCUCUGGACCUCGUUUCACAACAUCUUGGGCUGCAGCAGAUCAAGUAUGCUCGAAUCGAUGGCACUUAUUCGUUGUCUCAAAGGCAAAAGAUUCUUGGAGAUUAUCACACAGAUGCUGCUACACGGAUAUUGUUAAUGACUACUGGAACCGGAGCGGUUGGACUCAACCUCACAAUAGCGAAUUGCGUGUAUAUCUUAGAGCCACAGUGGAACCCAAUGGUCGAGAAUCAAGCCAUUGGUCGGGUUUUGAGACUUGGUCAGAGCAGAAACGUCAAGGUUGUACGCUAUAUAGUGAAGGGAACUGUGGAAGAGGGAAUGCGAUCUCAGCAAGCAAGAAAACUAGGCUUUGCAAAACUUGGAUGGAAGGAGAGCCAAUGAGCAGUUACAUCGGUGUCUAAAAGGGAUUGAUAUGCGUAAAUAUUGGGAAGAAUUAAGUACUUAUCUUGAACAGGUUACAAGUGAGCAAGGCUCUAGCUUCGCAGCCCUGUCUAGGCGAAUGUAUUUUCCUCGCGAGUUUCUUGAUUCGAGAAAAGGGCGAGACAAGCGAGGUCACAUGAUAAGUAAAUGAUCGCUGCUGAGGACUAUGUCGCGUGAAACCUAGUCAGUCAAUUUGAAAUGAAGCUUUC